Molecule: messenger RNA, 3969 nt
Organism: Nymphalis io (European peacock)
Lineage: Eukaryota; Metazoa; Arthropoda; Insecta; Lepidoptera; Nymphalidae
Gene: Nup58
Product: nuclear pore complex protein Nup58
Exons: 12
Coding region: 131-1747 (538 amino acids)
Biological process (GO): nucleocytoplasmic transport
Cellular component (GO): nuclear pore
Molecular function (GO): structural constituent of nuclear pore
Source: RefSeq, a predicted model, not a curated record
GCAAAUUACAAAGCACCAGUGUUAUAAAAAUUAUAUUUUUUUAUUACGGUACUCUUAAAAUGAAACUUUAAGUUCUGUUUAUAUUAAUUUAUAUUUAAGUAUUAGUAAAAGUCACACAACACUUUCAACUAUGUCUUUUUCAUUUGGUACCCCAUCAAGCGCCCCGGCAGCAACGGGUUUAUCUGGAGGUUUUAGUUUUGGCGCUAAUAAACCAGCUACUCCAGCAUUUGGUUUAACUGCGACGACUCAACCUGCGACUGGUCUAUUCGGAACUCCAGCUACAUCUGCUCCAGCGUUCGGGUCUGCUUUCGGAACCACAUCAACUGCUCCUGCAUUUGGCGCUACGUCGAGCGCGCCUACCUUUGGAGCCACGACGAGUACUCCUGCGUUUGGCGCUACAACCACUCCAGCUUUUGGAGCUUCAACAUCAUUUGGUGCAACAUCAAGUGCCCCAGCUUUUGGAGCGAAUACAGCACUUUCAUUUGGAACUAGUGCUGCUCCUGCAUUUGGAGCAACAACUACUCCUGCCUUUGGUGGAACGACUACAUCAUUUUCUACAGGUCUAGGAGGUGGAUUAAAUUUUGGUACUGGAACAAGCACAGCAGCGACAACAGGCUUAUCACUUGGUACUAGUACAACGACAAGCACUGGUCUUGGUGGACUUGGUAGUUUUGGUUUUGGUACAGCUACGACAACAUCAACCGGUUUUGGAUUGUUUGGUUCAACAAACACUGCCACAACAAGUGCAAGUGCAUUCAGUACAAACCUAGGUCUGGGGGGUGCCACACAACAGGGGACAAAUAAUGCUACAACAGCUGAUGGAAAAAGUGAGCCCCCGAAGCAAACGAAGUUGCCGAACGAAAUAUCAACAACAGUAGAGUCUUUCAAGGAGUUUGUCAAGAAGCAGAAGUCGCUGAGUUCAGAUGUGAUGCGCGUAUCAAUAAAACCAUUGCAUAAGGUGGGCCGCGAGGCGGAGACGACCCUUCGAGCGGUGCUGGCGCUGCGCGGCGAGUGCGGGCGCGCGCGCGCACAGUCCAAGCGCCUGCGCGCCGCCGCCGCCGCAGCGCUGGCAGCCGCUGAGAGCGCGGCGCGCGACCCGCCAGGUAUCGAGCUCGAAGGUCUGACGCCACCGAAUUACGUCAAGGAUCUGAUAGCGGAACUGGAACAACAUCUGAUAACGUUCCGGCGACAGAUGGAUGUGGCCGACAAACAGAUGCAAUCGUCUCCCAAGCUGCUUACCGAACAAGAACUAACCCUGGGUAUACGUCGGAUGCACGAGUCGUUGGUAGCGCUCGCGGGCAGGCUGCAAGCGGUUCACACUCAGGUCGAAGCUCAAAAGGAACAAUAUCUCAACCUUCGAAAGUACAUACUCAAAGAUCCUACCAAUGUAUUUGAUACACCUUCACCAAGCGCAAGCUUAGAUCAAAUACUGCGUGAUGCUGAAGGCACCAGGAAGAAGACAAAGCCGGGAAAUGUAAGCGACGUCGGUCUGAGUAGCGCCGUUCUCUCCGACCCCCGAGCAGCUUUAGGAAACAUUCAACAGCUGGCUGGUCCAUCACCGUUCACGUACUUGGGUAGUACUCUGUCUACGUUCCCGACCGGAGACACUACUGGAUCAAACUGGCAACCACAAGCGAACCCGCAGACGAAUCUGAACACAUCGCUGAACUUAACAUUUGGUGCAACGACACAGAACGAUUCGGGAUUCCAGCUUCAGAAGCCGCCCGGGAAACGCGGGAAACAAUGAUAUUGGAGAUAAUAUACGAGAUAAUGGACUCCAUAAGUAUGCGAAAUAAAGUUCAGUUUCGAUUAAACUCUGUUUUUUAAGUGAGUGGGUUUUAGCGUACUAAUGAAAGAGACGAAGCGUAUUUUAAUGUUAAUUAUAAUAAUAUUUUAGUUUAAAGGUAGUUAAUUUUUCUCAUAAAUAACGUUUUUAUUCACGAGAGUCGAGAAUUUAACAUUCCAAAACUGCCAAUUGAAAGUAUCAAGUAUCUUUAAAAACAUAAUGUCUAUCGAUUAGUUAUUUUUAAAUAAUGUACAAAUGUUGACAUUAAUUUUGUAUAAAUGUUACAAUAGAAUUAAAUUAAGAUUUAACAUGAAAUCCUGCCACAUGUGUAUUCUACCAACCCGCAUUGGAGCAGCGUGGUGGAAUAAGCUCCAAACCUUCUCCUCAAAAGGGAGAGGAGGCCUUAGCCCAGCUGUGGGACAUUAACAGGCUGUUACUGUUACUGUUACUGUUAUAACAUGAAAGGGUAUAGAAAGUUAUUUAAAGAAAACGAAGUAUGUCGGAUUAAUUCUAUAUUAAUAUUAUAAAUACGAAAGUAAAUCGUAUCUGUCUGUCUGUUUGUACGUUUUCACUUCUAAAACUACUGGAUCGAUUUUGAUUAAAUUUGACAGAAGAAAGUUUGAAAACCAAAGAAAGAUUAAUGCUACCUGACGCCUACAUCAAACAUGCAAGCGAAGACCAGUUACAAAUCAUUACCUACCAGUGGGACGAUUUACAUCCAGCACAGUUAAUAAAUAGUCAACGCUUUAGCUCAGCUGUGGUACAGCAAAAAUACUGUAAAUAAGUAUAUAUAUCUCGAUCUAAACGCUAUUUAUCUCAAUACCAGGCCACUCCUGUUUUUAUUACUUGAUCAUAGAGAUUAUGUGCAAGCCUGUUUGGGUACAACGCCAUUAUUAAAAAUCGUUAUGUUCCGGUUUGAAGGGUCCGUGAUUAGUAACAACAGACAAAGGACAUGACAUCUUAGUUGAGAACUAUAGAUAGAUUGAUAGAUUGUACUGGCGGUAGAGCUUUGUGCAAGCUCGUCUGGGUAGGUACCACACACUCAUCAGAUAUUCUACCGCAAAACAGCAGUACUUGGUAUUGUUGUGUUCCGGUUUGAAGGGUGAGUGAGCCAGUGUAAUAACAGACACAAGGGACAUAACAUUUUAGUUCCCAAGGUUGGUGGCGCAUUGGUGAUGUAAGCGAUGGUUAACAUUUCUCACAAUGCCAAUGUCUAAGGGCGUUGCUGACCACUUACCAUCAGGUGGCCCAUAUGCUCAUCCGCCUUCCUAUUCUAUAGAAGAAAAAAUUGGCGACUUAUUGGCGAUGUGAAAAAUAGUUAAUAUUUCUUACAGUCUGGCGGUGAUGACCACUUACUAUCAGGUGGUCCAUUUCCUCGUCAGCCUAACACAAUAUAUAAUACUGUUUCAUAGUUUGUAAUUAAAUUAAUAAAUUUGUAAACGCUAAUGUUAAAAUAAAAUGAGUCAUAUAUGUCGUAAUAAUAUAGAAAUAUUACUAUAAUUAAAUUAAAAAGAAUGCUAUAAUUUUUGGUUUAUAUUUACCUAUAUAAUUAAUUAAAAGAGCCAGUCAUAUCUAUACCAUACUAAACGUAAAAUAAGUUUAUAAAAGGAAAUAGUGAAAACAGGUUCUAUAUAAAAACGUUUUUUAUUGUUUUGUGAUCUGUACCACCCGUUCCGCGAACGUUACGCGGGGAUUAUUUUUAAAAAAACAUCUUCAUAUUUUUAAAAUUCUUCGAAAAUAAAUAAAUCGCUUCGAAUUGCAAAGCGUAAAAAGGCUUGUUUAAAAUAAUAUGUUAUUUAUCUUAUGAUAUAAUAUAUGCAUUAAUUCUUAUCAUAGAAUUGUUAGGUACUUGUGAGAUUUAUUUAUAAAAUAUAGAUAAACCCUGUCGCUGACUUUUCAGUAGUAGACAUAUUUGAGAACUGAAUACCGUACCGUAUUGAAUAUCCAUGUAAAAUAUUAUGACGGGAAAAAAAUCAUUUAAAUCGGAUUGGCGCUUUGACAUAUAAACCCGAUACCAUUAUACUAUUACUACUGAUUAUCAAAUUCAUAUCUUUAUAGUACAAGAAAUUCCAAAUUUAAAUAUUAAUCUUAUUGCGGCAUAUAUAACUAUAUACAUUUCUAUAUCAUGUAUGUGCAAAUGUUAAACAUAUAACACGAAUAGAGUUGAAUUUUGUAAUGUAUAA